This is a messenger RNA of Paralichthys olivaceus (Japanese flounder), 557 nucleotides long. It is a transcript of the gene rpl39, whose product is annotated as ribosomal protein L39. Gene Ontology annotation, cellular component: ribosome; cytosolic large ribosomal subunit. The record is from RefSeq and is a predicted model, not a curated record. Lineage: Eukaryota; Metazoa; Chordata; Actinopteri; Pleuronectiformes; Paralichthyidae. Gene Ontology annotation, molecular function: structural constituent of ribosome. Gene Ontology annotation, biological process: translation.
AAACAAAAAAUAUAUACCACUACUACUGAAAGAAUAAAGAAAAUCAUCAUCAUCACCAUGUAAAAUAAGGAAAAUGUGUAUUUGUUGAGAACAAACGAAGGAUCCCAGCUAAGCAUGUAUGUGAUGCAAUGAAACGUCCAACAGGUGUCGCUGUCAGCGAUCUGCUCAGCUUGUUCGCCGGACGCCUAUUGGAUAAAAACGUGAACGUCACUUCCUUCUUUCUCUUCAACCUCCGCCAUAGUGGGGAAAGGACUGUGGACAAAAUGUCGUCCCACAAGACGUUCAGGAUCAAGCGCUUCCUCGCCAAGAAGCAGAAGCAGAACAGGCCGAUUCCUCAGUGGAUCAGAAUGAAGACCGGCAACAAGAUCAGGUACAACUCCAAGAGGAGACACUGGAGGAGGACCAAGCUUGGCCUGUAAACACGAGGGUCCCUGGAUCCCAGUGUUCCCCCCCUCCCCCCCAACGUCUGCCAGGACCUCCAGCUGCUGUGCCUGACCGCAGGGAGGGAGCCAUGUUAUCUCGUCAUGUUUGAUAAUAAAAGAUCUGUGAUCAAACUG